Gilbertella persicaria is the source of this 3073-nucleotide messenger RNA. RefSeq names its product P-loop containing nucleoside triphosphate hydrolase protein. Gene Ontology annotation, molecular function: ATP hydrolysis activity; ATP binding; isomerase activity. Gene Ontology annotation, biological process: cellular response to heat; carbohydrate metabolic process. Lineage: Eukaryota; Fungi; Mucoromycota; Mucoromycetes; Mucorales; Choanephoraceae. The coding region runs from base 1 to 2955 and encodes 984 amino acids. The record is from RefSeq and is a predicted model, not a curated record. Gene Ontology annotation, cellular component: mitochondrial matrix; cytoplasm. The transcript is spliced from 13 exons.
AUGUUCUGGAGAUUUCGAUGUCGGACUUUAUGCGUUUGUCCAUGCAAACUGAGCACUUCAAUAGACCCUGUGAUUGGACGUGAUGAAGAAAUCAGACGUACAUUGGAAGGUAGAUUGGCUCGUCGAACAAAGAAUAACCCAGUGUUGAUUGGUGAAGCAGGUGUUGGUAAAACUGCUAUUGCUGAAGGCCUUGCUCAACGUAUUGUGGCAAACGAAGUGCCAGAAUCAAUUCAAGGCAAACGCGUUAUUGCUUUAGAUUUAGGCGCACUUGUUGCAGGUGCAAAAUAUCGUGGUGAAUUUGAAGAUCGUCUAAAAGGCGUCUUGAAACAAGUCUCUGAAUCUGAAGGAAAGAUCAUUUUGUUUAUUGAUGAAAUCCAUACACUACUAGGCUUAGGUAAAUCAGAAGGUGCUAUGGAUGCUGGUAAUCUGUUGAAGCCUGCGUUAGCGCGUGGUCAGCUUCGUUGUGUAGGUGCAACUACUAUUGACGAAUAUCGCAAGUACAUUAUGCAAGACCCUGCCUUAGCUCGUCGUUUCCAACAAGUUAUGGUAGAAGAACCUACUGUUCAAGACACGAUUUCUAUCUUACGUGGUCUUAAGGAACGUUAUGAAGUCCAUCAUGGUGUUCGUAUUUCUGAUGCUGCUAUUGUAGCUGCUGCACUCCACUCUCAUCGUUAUAUUGCAGAUCGUUUCUUGCCUGAUAAGGCAAUUGAUUUAUUGGAUGAAGCUUGUUCUAAACUUCGAUUACAACAAGAAUCCAAACCUGAAGCCUUGGAAAACCUCGACCGACAGAUCAUGACAGCUCAAAUCGAAUUAGAGUCUUUACGAAAAGAAACCGAUGUCAUGUCUGUUGAACGACGACAAAAGCUUCAAGAGGAAGUGGAAGCCAAACAAAAAGAAUCACAACGUUUGACUGCCAUUUGGAAUGAAGAGCGACAAAAGAUUGAUGACAUCAAGCGUAUCAAGGAAGACUUGGAAAAGGCCAGGACAGAUUUGGAACAAGCACAGCGUAAUGGCAAUUAUCAGCGUGCCUCUGAACUUCGUUAUGGUAUGAUUCCCAACUUGGAAAAGCAGUUACCUCAAGACACAGCCGAGGAAGAGAAUCCAGAGUCUUUGAUUCAUGAGCGUGUUACUUCAAAUGAUAUUGCGCGUGUGGUCUCUCAAAUGACAGGUAUUCCUGUUAGAAACUUGAUGAAAGGUGAACGAGAAAAGCUGCUGCAUAUGGAACAAGUUAUGGCUGAGCGUGUAGUGGGUCAAGAUGAAGCCAUUACUUCUGUGGCUGAAGCUGUUCGUCUUAGUCGUGCUGGACUCCAGAAUCCUUCCAAACCCAUUGCUUCAUUCAUGUUCUUGGGCCCCACUGGUGUAGGUAAAACAGAACUUUGUAAGACCAUUGCCAAGUUCUUGUUUGAUACAGAACAUGCCAUUGUUCGUGUAGACAUGUCUGAAUACAUGGAGAAGUUCAGUGUCAGUCGUCUUAUUGGUUCUCCACCUGGUUAUGUAGGUCAUGAAGAAGGAGGUGAAUUGACAGAGGCAGUUAGACGCCGUCCUUAUGCUGUUGUCUUGUUGGACGAAAUGGAAAAAGCUCACCGCGAUGUCUCUAAUAUCUUGUUGCAAGUCUUGGACGAUGGUGUCUUGACUGACACAAAGGGCCGCAAGAUUGAUUUCCGUAAUACUAUCAUUAUUAUGACUUCCAACUUAGGAGCAGAAGCCUUGGUUGAAUAUGCCAAUGAAGGUAAAGCCUUGAGAGAUAUUGUUGAUGUGCGUAUUAAAGAAGUUGAAGGACGUACGACCGACCGUCGCAUCAAAUUGGACGUUACUUUAGAAGCACGGGAAUGGCUAGGUGAGCGUGGAUAUGACCCAGCUUAUGGUGCUCGUCCCUUAAAUCGAUUGAUCCAAAAGAAACUUUUGAAUCCCUUGGCUCGCUUGUUGAUUGAUGGAGGUGUGCGUACGGGAGAAACAGCCAAGGUGACUGUAGAGACACUGCCCAAUGGAGAAACAGACCUGCAUGUACAACGUAACCAUCCUGCAGGUAGCAACGCCUCUACUGAAGAAGAAAAACUAUUGGAGGAGCAUAUGGCGCCUCGUGUAUAUCUCUGUCUUUUUCUUUUUCUUUUUUUUUCUUUCUUAUCUUUUCCUUAUAAAUGCCUGCUCGUGAAUCAAAUAAAACUAUUUUGCUUGAACAUCCUUCUGGUUCAAAGGCAGAAGUUGCACUUUUUGGGUGUAGAACGUAUUUUUGUUAGUAAGUUAGCAAAACGCGACGGAAGUAAGGCUAUCCGUGGUGGUAUCCCUAUUUGUUUCCCUAUCUUUGGUACUAAAGAAAAGAUUGCUCUCCCUCAACACGGUUUUGCUCGUAACAAUUAUUGGGAAUACCUUGGUAUUGUGACUGAUAAUGAUGAAGUGGCUGUUCGAUUUGGCUUAAAAGAUACUCAAAUCCCUCAAGAAGCACGUAAUGCAUGGCCUCAUUCUUUCCGUUUGAUUUACACAGUCACCUUGUCAAGUAAAUCACUCAAGACAUUCUGUCAAUUGAAGAACGAAGAUGAAGAUACGUUUGAAUUUAAUACCCUUUUGCAUACUUACUUUAGCGUGCCUGAUGUUACCAAGUCUGCAGUUAAUGGUUUGUCUUCUUGUGAAUACACUGAUAAAGUGGAAGGUGGUGCUAAGGUAACCGAGACAAACGAAAAAGUGACUAUUGCAAGUGAAGUCGACCGUGUUUAUAAAAAGGUACCAGACAAUGUUACACUCGAAGUAGGCAAUGGUUCUGUCAUUCAGAUUGAAAAGUCAAACUUGAAAGAUACUGUUGUCUGGAAUCCUUGGAUUGAAAAAGCAAAGGGUAUGGGUGAUUUUGAUGAUGAAGAGUACAAGAACAUGAUCUGCGUUGAAGCUGGUAGUGUUGCUGACUGGGUUGCAUUGGCUGGUGGACAAACUUGGACUGCUGGUCAAACAUUGACUGUCGCUUAAAAUAAUUACAUUUGCUUAUGUGUCAUACACACAUUUAGACGGAUCAUAAAUUGUGCUUAUUUAUAAACAUGUUCCUGAUUUUAUCAAAAUAAAGAAACAAGAUAUUUCAUGACAAAAC